Bombina bombina (fire-bellied toad) is the source of this 1757-nucleotide messenger RNA. It is a transcript of the gene GNB5, whose product is annotated as G protein subunit beta 5. NCBI's taxonomy places the organism in Eukaryota, Metazoa, Chordata, Amphibia, Anura, Bombinatoridae. The record is from RefSeq and is a predicted model, not a curated record. Gene Ontology annotation, molecular function: protein binding; signaling receptor complex adaptor activity. The transcript has 11 exons. Bases 33 to 1094 code for a protein of 353 amino acids. Gene Ontology annotation, cellular component: heterotrimeric G-protein complex; cytoplasm. Gene Ontology annotation, biological process: G protein-coupled receptor signaling pathway; G protein-coupled dopamine receptor signaling pathway.
UCUCUCUCCCCCUCUCUAUCCUUUAUCUCAAGAUGGCAACCGAAGCACUGCAAGAGAACGAGACCUUGGCCUCUCUGAAGAAUGAAGCGGAUAGCUUGAAGGGAAAGCUGGAGGAAGAGAGAGCCAAGCUCCAUGAUGUGGAAUUGCACCAAGUGGCUGAACGAGUGGAAUCUCUUGGCCAGUUUGUAAUGAAAACAAGAAGAACGCUGAAGGGUCACGGUAAUAAAGUCCUCUGCAUGGACUGGUGCAAAGACAAAAGAAGAAUUGUGAGCUCGUCACAGGAUGGAAAGGUGAUUGUGUGGGAUGCAUUUACAACCAAUAAGGAACAUGCAGUUACAAUGCCUUGUACAUGGGUGAUGGCCUGUGCAUAUGCGCCCUCUGGCUGUGCUAUUGCAUGUGGUGGUUUAGACAAUAAAUGUUCUGUGUACCCGCUGACCUUUGAUAAGAAUGAAAACAUGGCUGCAAAGAAAAAGUCAGUAGCAAUGCACACCAACUACCUGUCCGCCUGCAGCUUCACAAACUCAGAUAUGCAGAUCUUGACUGCCAGUGGCGAUGGAACAUGUGCUCUUUGGGAUGUGGAAAGUGGACAGCUCCUUCAGAGUUUUCACGGUCAUGGCGCUGAUGUUUUAUGUCUGGAUCUGGCACCAUCUGAAACAGGGAAUACCUUUGUAUCCGGGGGCUGUGAUAAAAGGGCUAUGGUAUGGGAUAUGCGAACAGGGCAAUGCAUCCAGUCUUUCGAAACGCAUGAGUCUGACAUAAACAGUGUGAGGUAUUACCCCAGUGGGGAUGCGUUUGCUUCUGGUUCAGAUGACGCCACGUGCCGUAUGUACGAUCUUCGAGCUGAUAGAGAAGUAGCCAUUUACGCAAAAGAAAGCAUCAUUUUUGGAGCAUCAAGUGUUGAUUUCUCACUAAGUGGUCGCUUGCUCUUUGGUGGCUAUAACGAUUAUACAAUUAAUGUGUGGGAUGUUCUCAAGGGGACCAGAGUAUCGAUCCUAUUUGGCCAUGAGAACAGAGUCAGCACCCUUCGUGUGUCUCCUGAUGGAACAGCUUUCUGCUCAGGAUCAUGGGAUCAUACACUAAGAAUCUGGGCUUGAUUUAUGGCACCUGUCCUUAAGAAAGACAUUGAGAUGGACCUGUAGCUGUGUUCUAGCAGAAAGAAUAAUUGAUAGCUAAAACUUCUCUACUCCGUCUUGGUAAAAUUACAACUCAUAUCAUCUCUGAUUUUUAUGAAGUUCAAAUCAUCCAUUAUACUUUUUGAUUUAGCAUCAUUACAUAACCUCAUGCCUACCCUACACUAAAGAGACAUUGCACUCAAAAUAUUUUGUUUCUAUGUUAACAUUUCAUAAUAUAGCAAUAUAUAUAUAUGUGUGUGUGUUUUUAUAUUUAGUUUUUUUUAUUUUCUUAUAACGGUUAUGGAGAUUAGUUCCUUUCCACCAAUAAAGCUAUGAGCAUUAAUCUAGCUUUAUCAGUUGUACUCUAGUUUUCUCAUUUAUUGAUAAUCUCUUUAACUUGACAUAGACUUGAAUUUUUCAUACAAAAAAUAUGUUUAUUUACUGCUCUUUCAUACACAUUAUAUUUUUUUGAGUACAAUGCCCCUUUAAGGCAAAACAAAAAGACAUGGAGACAAGUAAUUACACUAUUUAUGAAAGUUUUGGGCACAAAGACCCUAAUGUGAUUUGUAGUAAGAUUCUCUAGUUAUGACCAUAUGAUGCUUACCACUCUUGAAACAAACAUUAAAUAGCUUCUUGUUAUCACUA